This is a messenger RNA of Argiope bruennichi, 938 nucleotides long. RefSeq names its product S-phase kinase-associated protein 1-like. The transcript is spliced from 2 exons. The coding region runs from base 201 to 689 and encodes 162 amino acids. Gene Ontology annotation, biological process: SCF-dependent proteasomal ubiquitin-dependent protein catabolic process. The record is from RefSeq and is a predicted model, not a curated record. Gene Ontology annotation, cellular component: nucleus; cytoplasm. Lineage: Eukaryota; Metazoa; Arthropoda; Arachnida; Araneae; Araneidae. Gene Ontology annotation, molecular function: cullin family protein binding.
GUGUGAUAGAGUAGCAGAUGGUUCGUAUGAUUCGUGUAAUAAAGUAUUAAAUCAAAUCCUUUUUUCUUUUCUAGUUCUGUUUCUGAAUCAGAUGUUAACGGAGAUUUCUGACGGAAGUAUUUAAAGUUAGAUGAAAUUUUGGACGUCAUAAAACGUGCUGUUCUUUUGACACUUGAAGAUUUUUCUGUAUUGUGCAAAGCAUGCCUAAUAUAAAGCUACAGAGCUCUGAUGGAGAGAUUUUCGAGGUGGAUGUGGAGAUAGCAAAAGCGUCUGUCACUAUCAAAACUAUGCUGGAGGACCUUGGCAUGGAUGAUGAUGAGCAAGAAGUUGUACCACUUCCUAAUGUUAACUCCUCCAUCCUUAAGAAGGUGAUUCAGUGGGCCACUUAUCAUAUUGAUGACCCCCCACCACCUGAGGAUGACGAUUCCAAAGAGAAAAGAACCGAUGAUAUAAGUUCAUGGGAUGCUGAUUUCUUGAAAGUUGACCAGGGGACUUUGUUUGAGCUGAUUUUGGCUGCUAAUUAUUUGGAUAUAAAAGGUCUCCUGGAUGUGACUUGCAAGACAGUCGCAAACAUGAUCAAAGGCAAAACACCUGAAGAGAUCCGCAAAACAUUCAACAUCAAGAAUGACUUUACCCCUGCUGAGGAGGAACAAGUACGUAAAGAGAAUGAGUGGUGUGAAGAAAAAUAGUGUAGACACAUUUUGAACUGAUAAAUUAUUACCCCAGGAUGAUCUACAAUUCUUCAGUGUGAUAAUGACAAUGAGCAAUAUAUCUGCUUUGACUUUUAUCUUAAUGAGCAACUAACAUCUGGAUUGUUAACUUGAUAACAGCAGAUGUCUAUAUUGGAUUGGUAAUGAAUGAAAUUUGUAUGGUUGUAUUGAUGAAUGUUAUCUUGUAAUUGUAAACUAAAUAGAAUUUAUAAAAAGUAUGGAAAUAUA